Messenger RNA from Plasmodium malariae, 2280 nucleotides. It is a transcript of the gene KRI1, whose product is annotated as protein KRI1, putative. The coding region runs from base 1 to 2280 and encodes 759 amino acids. The transcript has 2 exons. NCBI's taxonomy places the organism in Eukaryota, Apicomplexa, Aconoidasida, Haemosporida, Plasmodiidae. Gene Ontology annotation, molecular function: zinc ion binding. Gene Ontology annotation, cellular component: 90S preribosome; nucleolus. Gene Ontology annotation, biological process: endonucleolytic cleavage in ITS1 to separate SSU-rRNA from 5.8S rRNA and LSU-rRNA from tricistronic rRNA transcript (SSU-rRNA, 5.8S rRNA, LSU-rRNA). The record is from RefSeq and is a predicted model, not a curated record.
AUGAAAAAUAAUAUAGAAAAGGGCAAAAUAAAGAAAUUAAAAAAAAAAAUUAAGUGUUCAGAUAAAGAAGAGAAAGAAGGAGUAUCCUCGAGAGCGAGUAAAAGGACGAUAUAUUCAAAAAAAAAGAAAUUACGUGUUAAGGAAAAAAAAGAAAGGAAAAAAAACACAGGUGAAAAUGUUAUCGUUCAUUCGGAUAAGGAAUUGAACGAUGAACCAGAUGCUUUAAAGGAUUAUAAUAAUAAUAGUAUUAGUAACAGUGGUAAUAACAGUAACAGUAAUAAUAGUAAUAAUAGUGAUAGCAAUAAUAAUAAUUCUGAAGGUUGUCUUGUAUAUAAUGACUCCAUGGAUGGAGAAGAAUUAGGCGAUAAAAAAAAAGGAAGGGAAAAGGGAAAAGAACAUAAUGAAAAAAAUAAAUCAAAGAGUGGCAUUAAGAAUGAUUUUAUUAAAACUAACGAGGAGGAAGAGGUAACAUUAAGUAGUGAUGAGAAUAGUUCGAGUAGUGAUGAAGAUCAUGAUGGGUUACUAUUAACAUCGAAAUUUAAGAAAAAAUUUAGUGACCUUUUGCUUAAAUUGAAAAAUAAAGAUACAAAUUUGUUGGACAAAAAAGAGGAAUUUUUUUUUCAUGAUAGCGAUUUUGAUACCGACGUAUCGAAUGACGAUGUAACAAAACAGAGUGAAGAAGAAAAUGAUAUAAAUGAAAAAAAAGUGAACAAUGUACUUAUAAAUUUCAAAAAUUGUGGGCAAAAUGGGCAAAAUGGGCAAAAUGAGCAAAAUGAGCAAAAUGAACAAAAUGAGCAAAAUGAACAAAAUGAGCAAAAUGAACAAAAUGGGUGCAGAGAUCAAAAUGAGCAAUAUGGACAAAAUGAUAAAAAGAAUAAAGAAGCGAAAUAUUUCCUGAACUAUUCAGAUUAUUUUAAAAACAUAUUGUUAAAAGAAGGAUCGCAGGCUUUUGAUAAGGAAGAGGAAGAGUUACUAAGUAAAGAAAAGGAAAUAUGUUCAGGAAAAAAUAAAAAGAGUUAUUUGGAGGAGCAGGAAGAAUUAAAAAAAAAAAUACAUGAAGCUUGCAAAAUUGCAGAGGAGCAAAAUGACAAUGCUGAGAGUGAUAAUUUUUUUACAGUUAAAGAAAAAAAUGAAAAGGAAAUAAUGGAAGAGAAAAUGUAUUAUGAAAAUUUUCUAAAAACGUCAAAAGUACCUAUGAAAGAAGAAGACAAUUUAUUAAAAGAAUAUUGGAAAGAUAAUUUAAAUAAAGAUGAAGAAUUUUUACGAGAUUAUAUUUUAAAAGAAAUGUGGAGAGAGGAUAAAAUCCAUAAUCCUUAUGAAGAAAUAGAUGAAAUUGAUGAAGAAGAAUUAGAAAAAGCUGAACGUUUUGAAAAAACGUACAAUUUUCGUUAUGAAGAACAAAAUGGGAAUGUUAUAAAUUCAAUUCCACGUAAAAUAGGCAAUAGUGUAAGACAAGACUUAAAAAAGAAAAAAAAGAAGGAAAAAAGAAGGGAAAAAAGAAAAAAACAGAGAGAGAGAAAAAAAAAAAUUUUAGAUGAAUUAAAAAAAGAAAAAAAUAAUAUUAAUACUGAUAAAAAGAAUACUACUAAUAAUACGACAAAAACCAAUACACCGGUGAAUGUUUACACUGAUGAUAAUAACAAAAGUGGGGGAUUUAUGAAUAAUGAUACCAGGAAAGCUGACAAAGGACACAAUUGGACAGUACAUAGUACUCAUUGCAAAGGGAGUAUGAAAUCAGAAAAAGAUGUAGACAAAUAUAAUAAUUCAAAUUAUGUAGAUGAUAGUGGUUAUAUUGACGAUAAUAACCAUAAUGAUGUUAACGAUUUAUGGUUUUUGUGUGAUGAAUGUGAACACCCUAUUAAUCCUCUAAGUUACGUUUAUGAAUGUACAACUUGUGAAAAUUUUGCAUUAUGUAAAAAAUGCUUCAAAAAAACAAUUCAUGAGCAUAAAUUAAAUAAACUAUUAGUACCUAGAAAUUGUGUACCUCCAGAAAAUUAUGGAAAUAGCAAUAUUGUGAAGAAUGAAAAUUCCCAAUUUAACAAUAACAAUGAACAUGUUCAUAAUAAUAAUAAUAAUUUGUACAAUAGCUAUGACCAAAUGGAAUAUUUAGAAAAUGAUUCAAGCGGUUACGAGGAUUUAAUUGAUGAUAUGCCUAUUAGAUUUAAAUAUAUUAAAGUAAAACCAAAAUCGUUCAAACUUACUACUGAUUUUAUUUUGAAAACAGACGAUGCAACAUUAAAUAAAAUGGCUCCAAUAAAGUAUAUUUCUCCAUAUCUGUAG